Molecule: messenger RNA, 642 nt
Organism: Peniophora sp. CBMAI 1063
Lineage: Eukaryota; Fungi; Basidiomycota; Agaricomycetes; Russulales; Peniophoraceae
Source: the annotation of a GenBank genome assembly
AUGCCUCGUGGCGGUCCUGGCAAGACGCAAGCUACUUCUUUUUGCAAGAAUAAGGAGUCGGAUGCCAUUUUGCUUUCACGACUCGAGCAGGACAUUCUGAAUGGGCAGAAUGGUGAUAAUAACUUUCAGCCCAUUGUCUUCACUGAUGCUGCUCGUGAUCUCAAGGAUGCUGGCUUUGCAAGCGUGACUGCGGCUCAAUGCAAGACAUGGUGGAGCCGGUUCAAGGACUAUUGCAUAGUGAAGUUCCUGCAUGAACUAUCGGGCUUGUUUGGCAAUCAGAAGAAGAAGUACAAGGACUACAGCAAAUGGUGCCAUACAGCUUUUCCCGAGUACGAACGAAUCGCCGAAAUUACUGGUGUCAAUGACACAACCGGCGAGUUUGCCUCCGCGUCCGAGCUAGAUAACGAGGGUGGGUCCAAUGAGGAUUUGGAUAAUGGCAAGGGUGAUGUAGAGAUGGCAGGCACAUCGCCUGAAGCCAACCUUGUCUUGGACAGUGAUGUUGAUGAGUUGGACGACAAUGAUGCUCUAGUUGGGUUGGGCUCUUCUCAGGACACCAAUACUAUGAGUGCCUUGCAACUCGACAACAUUUCCCCGCUAGCACUACUCCCACCCUUGCUCCCACUGGUGCUGGCACACCUAUGA